GCAGCCGACCGGCCCGUCAUGUCGACUCUCCUGUUUCUCGCGAUCCUCUGCGGACUCGUCGCCAGGUCGCCCUCGGUUCUCGCCGGCAGCCAGUGGCUCGCGGGCCUGAAGACGCUGCUCGAGGACUGCCCCGUCAAGACGGCCCGACUGGAGAACAAGGGCCUCGCGUUCGUCGAGUCGCUGGCCGACUGCGCGAGGAAGCGGGCCCUCAUGGCCAUCGACGACAUCCUCGAGGACGACGUCAUCCCGCUGGUGAGCGGAUUCGAGCUGGUCAAGUUCCGGCCCGAGGCCAAUGCCACUGUCACGUUCAACGUCAGAAACCUGCUGAAUCGUAUUCGCGAGAAGGCCUAUCCGGAGGACAAGGAGAUCAGCUGGCGCGAGAGACUGACCAGCCGCCUGUCCCGAGUACUGCGCACCCACGUCAUCAAGCUCGACUUUGAGCGGCUGAUGCGACGUUCACCAGCAGCGAACGUUGUCACCGCUGCCAGCAGUGCCAGAGCCGUCGAUGGACGGAUCGAGCCCAGAGGCCGUCGCCGUCGCCGCCGCCAGAUGCAGAUGAUGCCGAUUAUAAUGAUGGGCGUCCUGCUGAUGGGCUCGGUCCUCAUCCCCAUGGGCUUCCAGUUCCUCGCGGUCCUCGGCGGCAAGGCACUCAUCCUCGCGAAGAUGGCCCUGAUGCUGUCCUCGAUCCAGGGUUUAAAAAAAAUCGCCACCAACGGGGUUAAUUACGGCUUGUACCACACGCCCGUUCCGGAAGCCUGGCACGAGCGCAGCACCGGUUACCACGAGAUACCGUACAGCUACGAGAACGUCCACGACAGCACAGCAGGACACACGCAGGGCGGAUACAUCGACAGUCUCGGGACGGUGUUUGCGCGCCGUUCGGCCGUGCAGCCCACUUAACGUCACGCGAUCGAUCGGCCAUAUACCUACUGCCGUAUGCUACGACGGCCGCAGCUUUGUUGUGUUUCCGCCACUUGUACAGAGAGAAAGAGAGGCUUUCGCGCGUCAGUCGCGCGUACGACUGCUGUGCGGUUAUAAUAUACAUAUAGCGCGGACGCUCCGAUUCGACCGAGUUAUUUCGAUGCGUGCCUGAAUAAGUAUUUGCUGCUGCGCUCGUUCCUGCCAGCAGUAUAGAGAGAGAGAGAGAGAGAGAGAGAGAGCGUUAGUCCGCGUAUAGUAGUACUUGUAAGUUAUAACGCUACACGACUGAGGAAGGCGACGAGGAGAUACGUAUUUACAAUGACUCAAGAGACACACGCUUUUCGUGUUCAUGAUUUUUUCGUCGCUUUUUUAAUAAUAAAUUCCUUAAUCUAUACAUUA
Messenger RNA from Nasonia vitripennis (jewel wasp), 1320 nucleotides. RefSeq lists its product as uncharacterized. The record is from RefSeq and is a predicted model, not a curated record. NCBI's taxonomy places the organism in Eukaryota, Metazoa, Arthropoda, Insecta, Hymenoptera, Pteromalidae. The transcript has 3 exons. Bases 19 to 900 code for a protein of 293 amino acids.